This is a messenger RNA of Grus americana (Whooping crane), 7166 nucleotides long. It is a transcript of the gene QPCT, whose product is annotated as glutaminyl-peptide cyclotransferase. NCBI's taxonomy places the organism in Eukaryota, Metazoa, Chordata, Aves, Gruiformes, Gruidae. The record is from RefSeq and is a predicted model, not a curated record. The transcript has 7 exons. The coding region runs from base 241 to 1341 and encodes 366 amino acids. Gene Ontology annotation, molecular function: zinc ion binding; glutaminyl-peptide cyclotransferase activity.
ACUGCUGACGUCGUGCCAGGGACGAGGCUCAUUUCGGAGGGGAGACGAGCUGGGAGAGGCCGGCGGAGCUGCGGCUGCAACAGACAGCGCCCGCUUCUGCAGCAGCCUCCCUCCAGCGCUGCCCCUCUCCGCCUCCUCCUCCGCCGGCACCGGCCCUGGCUCUCCUCUUUCCAUCCCCGGGCCUCGGAAAGGCGGAGGGAAGGGGGCCCGCGGGGAGAGCCGCGAGGGGAGAACCGAGGGAUGGCAGGGGCAGGCGAGGGUGAGGGGGCGGUCAUCGCUUCCCGCCUGCUUGGGGCACUGUGCCUCUCCGCCGUCGCCUGCUUUCACCUGGUACAGGGGAGGGAAACCGGAGCAGACUGGAUCCUGGAGAAGUAUUCUCACCAACCAAGAAUUUUACAUUCUCAUGCUAUUCAAAAAGUUGCAGCAAACACAGAUGUUUCUGAAAUGUGGGAGAAUGAUUUGCGCCCUAUGCUGAUAGAAAGAUACUCGGGAUCACCAGGAAAUUAUAUCGUACGACAGCAUAUCAAGCACCGUCUUCAAAGACUACAGGCUGGUUGGGAAAUUGAAGAAGAUACAUUUCAGAGGUACACACCAUAUGGGUAUCAGACGUUUUCAAAUAUUAUCAGCACUCUCAACCCCUCUGCAAAACGCCAUCUAGUACUUGCUUGCCACUAUGACUCAAAAUUCUUUGGACAACAAUGGCAGGAGAGAGUGUUUGUGGGAGCAACUGAUUCAGCCGUGCCUUGUGCUAUGCUAUUGGAGCUGGCACGUGCCCUGGAUAACAAGCUUCAGUUAAUCAAGACCAGCUCAACAUCAAGACCAGACCUUUCACUUCAGCUCAUUUUUUUUGAUGGUGAAGAAGCCUUUGUCCGGUGGUCCCCUUCUGAUUCCCUCUAUGGAUCUCAACACUUAGCUCAAAAAAUGGUAUCUACUCCACAUCCGCCUGGUUCAACAACCACAAGUCAGCUGCAGGGCAUAGACCUGCUUGUACUACUGGAUUUAAUUGGUGCACCGAGCCCAGUCUUUCCCAAUUAUUUCCCAAACACUAUUCGAUGGUUUCAGAGGCUUCAAGCAAUUGAGCAAGAGCUACACAACAUGGAUCUGUUGAAGGAUCACCUUAUUGAAAGGCAGUAUUUCCAGACUACUUCACAUCGAGGCUUGGUUGAAGACGACCACGUUCCAUUUUUAUUAAGAGGGGUUCCAGUCCUACAUCUGAUUCCAUCCCCUUUUCCUGCAGUAUGGCACACCAUGGAAGACACAGAAGAAAACCUUGACAAAACCACUGUUGACAAUCUCAGCAAAAUCCUGCAAGUGUUUGUGCUGGAAUAUCUAAACCUGUGAUCAGCAAAAUGCCAACAAAUCAUACUCCAUUCUAAAUACUGUUUGCCCACCUUCACGUUUGCUAUUUAAUUGCAUUGAAGAGCACUAAAGCGAAGCAAAACAUAAUGAUAGCUUUUGCUAGACUGAUUAUUGAUUCAGCUGUUCCUGGCCCAAUGUUCCACAUAGCCAAACAAGAUAGCAUUAAGUAAGAAUUAGUUUCAGUCUGGAAAGAAUUUGAUCCUUCCAUGUCUUACCUCUGAAUAAAAAAACCCAGAAUUUUUCCAGAUUGUUAUCACCAGUUUAUGUCACAUAUUAAGAUCUCAGGAGGGAAUGCCUCCCGACUUAAGUGUUAACUACUGUUUUUACAAGGUGUGACCAACUUUUGUAGUAUUCAGCAAUGGAAAUUUAUACCACAUUACCAGAAGAGGGGGGAAAAAAAAAAAAAAUCACACUAAAAUAAACUUCUACUUUGGGUUGAACUAAACCACCUCAUCCUGAAAUGAGUUGCUAGAACUCCUGACACACAGAAGGGAUUUUUAAUCCUCUCUGCUCCCUCUCCCCCUUCCCCUACAAGGAGGGCUGAAAGGGCUUUUGUCCACAGAAAACAGGCCACCAGGAAACAGAGAAAUAACCCAAAUUCAGUUUUCUCCCCGUUGGAUACUUUUUGAUGGAGAAGGUUGGUGGGGAGUGAUGCUAAGAGGAAGGUAUGCCGGGGUGUCCAUUGUGCUGUGACUGCAACACAGGAGAUAUAAGCAGAAGAGUAGGUGGAGUGUGGGAGCAACGCCCCAGCACACGCCAUUUGUUCAUAUGAGAAUCAUUCACAAUUUGACCCAAAAUUAAAAAAACCCUGCUGUUUCUAAUACAGAUUACAUCAGAACUAAUCAUACUAGGAAAGUGAUCACUUUAGAAACUAUAGUUUUAUAUAAAAAUAAUUUUAAAGGCAAAGUGCUAUCUAUAAAGAGUAAAGUAAGUAUGAGUCAAAAGCAAGAAGACAGUUGAAGCAUCAAAAAGUAAGGACAAGCCAUAGCCCGUAUCAGAAAGAGAUACUCACCAGUUUAAACAACUCUGUGCUUUUACAUUCCUUACUGGGAUUAUUCAAUAAAUUUAGUAUAGCACUCUGGCAAAAAUCUAGCCUGGAAUGAAAUCAAUAGGAGAAGCUAGAAGAACAGUAUUCAAAAACUACCUACAGAAUUAUUGUUUCCACUGGUGAGAAAAUGAUGAGAGCAUUUGAAGAAAAAAAUAAAAAUAAAAAAAAAUCAAGCUGGUACAAGAUGAACAAGUCAGUAUUUUACUGCUCCAAACUUCCUCCAUUAGAAAAUUCUAUCCUGGGCAGAGAUUUAAAAAGGAAAUAAGGUAUGGAGGUUGUAGGCAUAUCAGAUUUGGCCUGUAUUUUACCAUUUUCCUAAAGCAAUCAUUUCUAAACCUAAGACAAUAUUUACAUACAUAUUUUAGAGUUGCAAUAGAAAUAUGUAUUUACAGCAAUACAAAUUUGUAAAAUGUUACUAUUACAGGAUAGCCUGAAAAUGAAAUUCAAUCUGGUUUUGUUGCUCAAGAUGAAACAAAAGCAUUUUAUGUUUUCCUAUCACUUUAACAUUUGUGAGAAAUGUUUAUUUUGCAUGCAACUUCUGAAAUAGAAUACAAUGAAAAUUCUAAAAAUUGGACAGAUGUGUUUAUUUUCAGAUAUUACUGUACAUCUGUGUAAAUACAUCAAAGCUAUUUGAACUCUUUGCUAUCAUAUUCUCCUCUAAUUCAGCCCAUGAGAAAACAUUCAAAACAUCUAAAUUAAAUCUCCUGAAGUUUGACUACUCUGAGCAGUAUAAGGCACCUCCUUCACCCUCUUAAGUGGCAAAAAAAAGGUAACAAAAUGGCUAUAAACACAAAUAUUAAACAUACUUCCUCAAGAAUUUGGAAGUUAACUUAAAAUAGGCUUCAUUAUGAAAUGUGGGAUCAGAAGGUUGUUAGAACCAGGAAAAGUCCGUUUUUUUAAAAUCUCUAUUAAGAGUUAGCUGAAAUCAUAAUUUAACCAUGUAGUACACCGAAUCUCAGGCACAUCAAUUUUGUCACCAACUUCUCAGUGCCUGAGCAUGCAGUUCUCAAAGUGUUUACUCAGUUCAAAGAAAUGAGAUACAGGUUGGUGUAAUAUGAUUCAAUAGUUCUCAAAACAUGAAGAAAACAUGGAGAGGGUUGGUUUUUUUCCUUGGGUUCUUGGGAUUUUUUUUUUUUUGGUACAGGAAAAGAGGGCCAUCUUUUAACUCAUAUGAGCCCUGGAAAGGGUUUACUUAAAGAGAGGAGGGUCAUCAUCUUAGCAAUUUAUAUGAUCCGUCAUUCAUUUAAAAAAAUAACUGCUGGAAGGAAAACAUCGGCCCAGUAACCACAUGAAUCCAAGCAUCUAAGCUCCCCAAAGCACAAGAACCUGAAGUAGUCAGUAAAGCAAAGACACAGUGCAAGGUGGGUUCUCACUGCUACUAAGGCAGAGGAGAACAAGCAGGUAGGAGAAAGUCUAGCCAUUUGAAAACAUACCCAGAAAACAAAAAAUACAAGUGAACAGACCAAGACUGGUAUCUCUUCCACUCUCAGUUGCAUCACUGAAUAUCACUAAGUAUCCAGAGCCGUAGGAUCUGGACAUGCACAGUACAGAUAAUCACUUCAGAAUUCAGAGACAGGCUUUAUGCUGAAGGACCUGUCCCUAGAUAGUUUCUCUGUCCCGGUUGGAUACUGGCAGCAGGGGACAGAAAUCAACUUCAACUAAUUUAAUAAUUAUUAUUUAAUAAUUAUACAAAGCAGCAGAAUCGCUACACAGGUUCCUUGAAUAGGAUUUGUCACAUCUCAGUCAAGGGGGGGGGAAAUAAAAAUCAUCAAUCUACCAGCCAUGAGAGGCUGUCACUGGCUUGUCAGAGUCCUCCCAAAGGUGCACGUGGCUAUUACCUGGCUGAAGGGAAUGCAGAACAGAACUGUUUAGGUAAAGCUACAAAACCCCCUCAUAUUACAUUAGUUGUUUAUAUUGUAGUAGGUGCUCUAGCUCCUUUUAUAUCAGGACAAUGCAGUUUUUCCCAGGAAUAUUAAGCCUAAGUAAUGGUAACUGCCUCUCAAACUCUCUAACGCUUGAUGCAUUUACCGACAAGUGAAGCGAUCCUAUGCAAUCACAGUUGGAACAAGUUAAGGGAGUAAGAAUGCCAAAUCCUCUGGUAGACAGAAACGAUAACAAGUACCAGUCCUCUUUUUUUCUCUAGUCAAGGCAGCAUUCCUACAACUAGGAAUGAAGACGAUACAAAUUAGCAAUUCUUAUUCACCACAUUUCAAAGAAACAUUUAGAUUGUGACCACCUAACAGCAAAAUACAAUUAGAAAAGACAAAAUGCAGUAAAAAUGCUUUCUGUAGAAUUAUUACAAGGACCCAGUCUACAUUGGUAGCAGACCCAGCAAACCAGUUCUGAAGUUUCACACAUCUGCUCAUUGAGAUUGAAGUAUCGCCCGAGAGCAUCACUUAAACAAUCAAUAUAUAUAAAAAGAUAACUACAAAAUCUUGUACACAAAUUAGCACUUUUUCCUUGUCAUUUAAGUAUGACACUGAUUUUAUUUUCCUUGUAUAAAAGGAGACAUUUUACUCUGUGCUGAUUUAACAAAUAUUCUUAAUAUAUUCAUAACAAUAAAGCAGCUAAAAAGCUGUUCUAAUCUCUAAAAGAAUCUUUAUCAUCUGCACAUAUGAGAUAUACUGUAAACAAUCACUCAAAAAUAAUUUUGUUAAAGUGAUUAUAUUGCACUCAGAAUUCUGGGAUUCUCAUUCUCCCUUCUCAUUUUAAAUCAAAGAUCAGCUUCAUUUUUUAAUAAAAUGGAGCUUUAAUUUUCUGUUAAAAACAAGUAGGCAUGCAAUCAAUAUAAUACAAUGUAUUCAAAAUGUCAGAAAAAGGGCAAGUGUUUUCUUAUGAAACUGGAGUAAGGAACAAUUCUCAAAUAGGCCACACGAGAGUAGUAUAUUGUAAACAUUCUGCUGGCUCUAAGGUGUUGCAGAUGCCGUGGACUGCAGUCUAGUUCAGCACCCAAGAGGUACAGAGAAUCUGUUCAAGUGUUCUUUACUUUAGUGAAUUGCCAUGCAGCAAUGGCAUGUGUCAUAGACUGCACAUAAAGACAGAGUAAUGAAACAGAGGUGAUGACUGAGCUAAUACUGACCUCAUAGAAACAUAGCCAAUCAUUGUAAAUUCAUUGUAAUCUUUAAAUGCAAGUUUUUCAGGUCAUUACAUUUUGUAACACAGCAAUGAAACUGUUACUCUUGCUGCAAAUGAAGUACAAAGCUAGAUUCCCUACUUGUAGCUUACAUGGACCACAUACCAGUGGCAGUCUGGACACUACUCUCAGCCUAAAACAUCCCAGCAAGACACCAUCAUGCAGAAUGUCACCUUGCUUUGUUUGCAGGAGUGAUGCCCCCCUCCUCCAUACAUUGGAGUGAGAAACACAGGUAGUGGAGGGAGGGAAAAAAAGAGGAAAGCCAUGUCGUUAUGCAGAAAAGGAAAUCCUCAGCCAGUGUGAAGAGGCCACAGAUCUUUAAAAUUCAAAUGAAGGCUGUUUUCUCAACUCAGUUCUAUAAGAGAAAGAUUUAUCAAACCCAUUAUCUUCAGGUAACAUAAUAUCUUUGGAGUCCCUGAGAUACUACAGCUCCAUAUAACCACCUUGCACAAAUGGAGAGACUGACUUCAGAUACAGAUUAACAAGGUGGAAGCCAAUAUAUAGCACCCUGAGUUGCAAGUGAAACAAUAGGAACAGGUGACCCAUUCCUCAACAGCCAAGAGACGCAGAAGAAAGUGCAGAGCAAGUAUUGGCUAGGGAAUUGUAAGAUACAUACUGCACAGGAGAAGAGAAAAAAAUGGAAGUAUUUCUAAAAGGCCUUUCCCUGUUAUCAGAGCAGUGAAGAAAAAGACAGCGGUCAGAGGGAAGAGCUCUCUGAGAAAGGCCCUGAAGAAAUACAGCCUUCUAGACAUACAGUAGAACAAUAAUAGAAAGGCAGAGACGAGUUAGGCAGUCUUGUUCCAAGCGUGCCCCAAAGGUUAAGCACUCUAGCAAUGACUAAGAACUGUCAGCGAUUACUGAUCUGUACUCUGGAUAUAAACCAGGAAUAUAAAUAGAUACUUUCCCCCCUGAAACUACAGAAAAAAUACAAAGAGGAAAAAUACAAAGUCACAAUGGAAUCAGAGAAUACUUUCCAUAGUCAAAAAUGAAAUACUGGCUUCAGAAACAAUACAGCCAUCUGCUCUGUAUCUUAAAUAAGGUUAAUCACAAAAAAAGAGGUGCUUGUAAAAUCGUAAGAUUGAAAUAUUUUAUUUCCCAGUAUAUUGCUAAAUAAUUUUGCAGUUAAACCAAAAAGGAAGAAAUAUCAGAGAUGAAUAUGGAAUACUUACAACUAGAAAAUGGUUGCUGAACCAUCUGAAUUUCUAUAAAAGCAUCAGUAAAAAUGUAAAAACACGGUCUCAUAAAAUUAAUUAGACUCUGAAAUGCCAGAUUGUCUUCACGAUGGCCACAAUAUGGAUACUGAUGAACCUUUGCAACCAAAAAAUAAUUGUGACUUUGCCAAAAGAUGGCUGUAUACAGCAAUCAAAACAUCUCUAAAAACUGGGACUUGUAUUUCUGCAAUUUCCUAUUUUCUCAGCUAUGGAGCAUUCAGUAAUUCAUUAUGUAAAACUCCUUAGAAAAAAAAAAAUGCUACCUGGUCACAAUUUUACUCUCAUAUGGAGUUGUGCUAUAUCUCAAUACAUUCUUGGAAAAAUAAAGAAAAGUGAAUAAAAAGCUGAAUAGAAAUAGAGACUCUAUAAAAACUACCUGUAAAGUAUCAUAAGUCCGGAAAAUAUUUGUGGCAUU